Messenger RNA from Lymnaea stagnalis (great pond snail), 489 nucleotides. Lineage: Eukaryota; Metazoa; Mollusca; Gastropoda; Lymnaeidae. The record is from the annotation of a GenBank genome assembly.
AUGCCAUCACAGAAAGUUCGCUUGUGUUUCCUCGCUGUCUGCAUCUUCUCAGUGACACACCAAGUGGCGUCCAUCAGUGUCGGAGCCUUCAACAUUCAAACUUACGGUGACGCGAAACAGGCGGCGCAGGGCCAAAACAUCGCUCAGGUGCUGACCCAUUACGACAUCGUCCUCAUCCAGGAGGUCCGUGACCAGGACCACUCGGCCCUCAUCAAUCUCAAGAACCUUCUCGGGUCCACCGCCUGGGACUACGUGUCCAGCAAUCCUGUGGGACGUACGGCCAGCUACAAGGAGCAGUAUGUUUUCUUUUACAAGAAGGCUUCCCUGAACGUCCUGGGGAAUUUCCAGUACAACGAUUCCAAGAGUGAUGUGUUUGAGCGUGAGCCGUUCGCCGUGGACAUAGAGUACCCGUCCACGUCACUAGGCCACGCCGUCAAUGUCGUGCUGAUGGGUAUACACACACAGCCCGACAUGGCAUUGGAAGAGUUA